This is a messenger RNA of Postia placenta MAD-698-R-SB12, 1536 nucleotides long. RefSeq lists its product as hypothetical. The transcript is spliced from 5 exons. Bases 1 to 1536 code for a protein of 511 amino acids. The record is from RefSeq and is a predicted model, not a curated record. Gene Ontology annotation, molecular function: structural constituent of nuclear pore. NCBI's taxonomy places the organism in Eukaryota, Fungi, Basidiomycota, Agaricomycetes, Polyporales, Adustoporiaceae. Gene Ontology annotation, cellular component: nuclear pore outer ring. Gene Ontology annotation, biological process: positive regulation of DNA-templated transcription; mRNA export from nucleus; protein import into nucleus.
AUGAGGGGGCUUGCGAAAGCUUCCACGUUCUUCCUCGAAGUUCUCUCGAAGCAUUCAUCAAGGCACCUUGCAAAUUUUGCCCAGCAAUUGAAGACAUUGGUCGAGGAGCACCCGCGUUUAAAUCAGUUCUCUGCUGAGCGUGAUUUUUCUGUCAAAUCGUGGAAGUGGCGCGACCAAAUAAAGGCUCUACAACUAGAGCUUGCCACAGUCCCAGAUGAAGAACGCCAAGACGAGUUCGAAAACUGGUGGGAUCGCUUCAGUGGCAUCGUCGGAGUGCUAGCGGGCCACGUCGAUAUGUCGAUCAAAGUCUGCAGAGAAGUGGGUGCCGAUUGGAGGGAAAUGUGUGCCCUGUGGUGCAUCUACGUGAACCCAACACUUCGCAGGUUGGAUUUCACGUACGUCUUCAGUGACAGACGCAUCGCCACCACAAUACUUGACGAGAUGCCCGCAGACCCCACCAACUCUGAGGAUCUAAUUCACUCGGCCCUUUUUCUAUGCGACGGGAAGGAGGCAAUUUCCGAAGCUUUGCGAAUGGAUGUUUGGCUUGCGGUACAUCUGGCUGACAUGCUGGAGCCGCUGGACAUCAUAGACAAAGAACAGGACGAUGCUGGACUUACUUUACGAGAUCAUUGCGUGCUGGCCUACGUCGACUAUAUGCGUUCGGACCCGACUCUCUGGCGGCAUAUUGUUGACUACCUAUAUACCUGCGGCGGCAUUGGCGAGGGAAUGGCUGAUGAGAUGUUGAUGCGCGUGCCGCUAAGGCUACAACCACCGCGUGGCGGAACGGCCACCGAGGAGGAAAGUGCAAGAAUCCGUGCGGGAACUCUUGCGGGCGUAUUGAAGGAGGUGAGCGCAGCAUGCGCUGAGCACGGGCGGGAGGCAACACGGAGGGCGAUAUGUCGCAUCGCGGCGCAGACGUUCAUGCAAGAGAAAGAUUACGCGCUCGCGGUGUCAUAUUAUGCGUCGGCUGAAGACUGGCCGGGCCUGGGUCGUGCAGUCAACCGUAUAUUGGACGAAUAUGUCGCGUCAGGCAAGGAGAGAUUCGGGAGUCUGGUUGCGAGGAUUGCUCCUUCACUACAAGCUCUCCGCGCAAAUGAUAGCGCCAAUGCGGUGUUCGUCUAUCGACUGAUGUUCGCAGUGCGGUUCGCACAAUUUCACCAGAACUACGCGAGAGGAUCGCUAAAGGCUGCGGCCAACGAUGUGGUCUCGAUGUUCCGGGAGGACCUCGUGCCGAAGUCGUGGUGGGCUGUGGUGCUCUCGGACGCUAUUGAUUUGUUGAUGAAUCUUGAUCUGAUGUUGUUCACAUCGGAAGAUGCAACUAUGUUGCUCCACAGGCUGGAGGAGAUCACCAUACGGUCCGCGCAAGGCUUCAGCGAUGACUAUCUAUCUGUGCUCGCGAAAGCGAUCAAGAAGAACAGCGGGGAGCUACACGCACUGCAACGAUUGCAGGUCGUGCAGUUGGCACUGACGAGAUAUCACGCGCGAUGCGCAACAAUGAGGGUUGGAGGGAAGACAAUCAUGACUGCCUUUCCCUAG